Moneuplotes crassus is the source of this 1456-nucleotide messenger RNA. NCBI's taxonomy places the organism in Eukaryota, Ciliophora, Spirotrichea, Euplotida, Euplotidae. The record is from the annotation of a GenBank genome assembly.
AUGGAGAAAUUAAGCUAUCUCGUACGGUUUGAAUAUGAAUAUUUUGAAACACAAAGCCCUAAAAUCUAUAUCCUUACUAGGAAGAAAGAGAGAGAUUCGUGGGAAAAGAGAAUUAAACCAAUGGAUCCUGACCCUAACAAUAAAGGCUGGUAUCUUUUCUAUCUAACAUUUGAUGAACCAAAGUUUCAGUAUACAUUUCUAAUAAAAUCAGGGCAUGAGUCUCAUUUUGACACUAUUCAUCACAGAAAUGCUGAUCUGGAUAAAAUUCCAGAAGAGAAUAUAAUAGAUGGGAUAAGAAAUAUCAAAGACUCUUGGGGAACAUUCUAUAUUAACUUCGACAUUCAAUGAAGUGACCGCUCCCUCGAAAGACUCCAGAUAUCCACAUGUACCAGAGUAGUUGGUGAUGAAGGGCCUCCUAAAUAUGAUAGAUUUUGGACAAUGAAGGAAGCUGAUAAUUCAAAAAUUGAGCAUAGGCAUGGAAGUAGCCUGAAAAAGUUUCAUCGAGGGAAAAUUUAUAGUUAUUCAUCCACUCAUAAAAUUGACAAUUAUCUGAAAAAAGUUUAUUUCAAACUCCGCUUCAACAAAUUUGGGUCAAAGUCUAAGGGAUAUGAUGUUACUUUUUAUGACCCAAAUUUAAAAUAAAAUCAGGGAAGUAGGAAUACUGAAGCUUGAUGAUAUCGAAGACAGUCUGUUUUGAAACAUGACAGCCAGAGGAAUUAUUGAUGAAGAUCUUACUUAUACUCCUUUUGAAAUAGAAGAAGAGCUGCCUUCAAAAGAAAACAAUCUCAGAGGGGAUACUUAUGAAAGAAAAUAUAAAGAUAAUUACUCUGAUAGAAACUAUCGUCCAUCUCAAAGAAGAGAAUUGAAAGAGAAAAAGUAUUACCCUCGUGAAGAAAGAAAAUAUUUUGAAGAAGAUGAGGUGCAUCCUUCCGAUAGAUAUAACAAGAGAAAAUAUAGCUAUACGGACGAAAGAUAUGCACCUGGGAGAGAAAGAGGUUAUGAAGAUGGAAAACCAAGGGAAAAUAAAAAAGAAAGAGGUAAAUCACCAAUCAGCAAUAAUCUAAUUCAACUUUCUGACAACUUGUUCUGUGCUCCAUUUCCAAAAACUGAAAGAGAAUUUGAAGGUUUGCAGGAUCAUCAUAUCAAAGGGGCUUUAUGAGUGUCAAAUUUAAAAGGAAGAUCAAACUUCGACCAAGAUGAAUAUCUCCCAAAUGAAAACGUCCAGCAGGUUUUGAUCAUGAACAGUGGGAGCAAAGUACUAUCUAAAAUAAGCAUCUAUGAGAUUCCAGAAUCUUCUCACGAGAAGUACAACUUUAGGCUAACAAUGGCAACUAAUGAGUUAAAAUACUUGAUCUUUCAGGAUAAACUCAAGGCGUGAAUCCUUUAUGAUGAAAAUGAUAAAGAUGUUGCUGAUGGUCUUGUAAGUUUCAUUCUAUCCAACCCAAUAGAAGGUUAA